CUCCGAGUCGUCUGUCGAUGGAGUUAAUCAUUGCUCGUCUGACUGUGAUGAAGUUUUUGGGCUGAAGGGACAAAGAGCAGAACCCUGAGGAACAUCUGCAGCAGUCAUGAAGGUCCUCUGUGUUUUCAUCUUCACGUGUCUUCUCUUCCAGACCGCCAGUCUGCAGGAACAACAACAAGUAAAUCUGCUCCUGAAGCCAGGUUUACCAACUUCAGCUGAAAACGGUGAUGCAGACUCGGGGAGCACAAUAAAACCAGAUCCAGUCAAAGACUCAGAGCAAGAGUCCACCCGAACAGAGUCAGAUGUUGUGAACCCUGAACCACGGACCACAGACUCACAGUCUGAACCCCCAAAAGACCCCGAUGAGGACUUCUUGGGUCCGGCCCAGUGUCUGAAAGAGAAAUACACUCGCUCGUCCUGCUCUAAAGUCUUCUGUCCUCCGUGGAGGCGAUGCAUCGCGGGACAGUGUGUCUGUAAGAUGCCGUACAAAUGUCCUCGGCAGAAAACGAGCGCCUGUACUCUGGACGGAGCCGUGUAUUACUCCAUGUGUCAGGCCAACGCCAUCGCCUGCAGAACCAAGACGUCCACUUUCUCACACUUCGGCAUGACCUGCACAGCGGAAGACAAGGUGUUUGCGACGGUCUCUGAUGUGGUGGAGAUAACCACAAGGUUUGGGAAAAUGCCGGUAUGUGGUGACGGCUGGGAUAUUGCCGCAGCAAACGUGGUUUGCCGAAGCGUUAAAGGAGUCGACAAAGGAGCAGAGACGGCAUCUAACGUUUCAUACGAGUCUGCCGGUGAAGAGUGUAUGAAGGUUCGCUGCACGGGAUCUGAGCUCUCAUUGGCCGAGUGCACGAUCUACGAUCGACAGCCAAUCACAGAGUCUGGGGUGGCCACUUUAAAGUGUUACGAGGGACUUCCAGACGGACCUCAGUACUUCCUCUGUGUGAACGGGAAACAUAUACAGCGUGAAAAAACCUGCGAUGGUGUUGAUGACUGUGGAGACAACAGUGAUGAGAUGUGCUGCCAAAAAUGUCGAGACGGGGCGUUCUUCUGUGAAACGGGUGUCUGUAUUCCCCAACACGCCAUCAAAGAUGGAAUCAGGGACUGUCUGGGAGGAGAAGACGAGAUCAAUGAACUCAGUCCGAAAAUAGAAGAAACACCAGGGCUUUUUACUGAUCCAAUGUCAGAAAUUAAAGAAAUACGCUCGUCUGCUGAGAGCCAGCUGGAGUGUGGCAUUCCCAAUAAAGAUUAUGUGUACAAACAAGCGGACGAAGCAACUUCCAGUCGGCGCAGGAAGCGCUUAGUAGGAGGGGAAGAGGCCUUACCGACUCAGAUACAGUGGCAGGUGGCCAUUCAGGACGAAGGUUCGAUCCACUGCGGAGGGGCGUAUUUGGGCGGCUGCUGGGUUUUGACCGCCGCCCACUGCGUCAGGCCCAAACCGAAGUCCUUCCGAGUCAAGUUCUCUCUCUGGAAGAAGCAUCGCAAGCAGUCGACCACCGACAGCAUCCCGGUGAAGAACAUCAUCAUCCAUCACGGAUAUGACGCGCAAACGUACGCCAACGACAUCGCUUUGGUGCAGCUGAAGGAGCUCAAUCUCUCAGACAAGUGCAUGGAGGACAAUCCUGCGGUCCGAGCCGUCUGCAUUCCCUGGGCCACCCAACAGUUCCAGCCCAACCACAACUGCACCAUCUCCGGCUGGGGUCGAGACAGAGAGGGGUUAUCAGCAGCGACUCUGAAAUGGGCAAACGUGACGAUAAUCGGUGACUGCGAGAAUUAUUACAAGGACCGUUUCCUCCCUGGAAUGGAGUGUGCAGGUGAUCUGGAGGGGAAGGUGGACUCGUGUCAGGGCGACUCCGGAGGGCCGCUGGUGUGCACGGACGCGUCCGGUCUGUCGUAUGUCUGGGGAAUAGUGAGCUGGGGUGACAAGUGUGGCGAGGCCAAUCAUCCUGGUGUCUACACCAAAGUGGCGCAUUAUUUCGACUGGAUCCGCUCCCACACGGGCUGGGCGGCCGUUACCAAAUUUAACCAGUGAAAGAAGAACAGAUCAGUUCACGUUUGCCGGCUGAUGUUGCUAAAUUUGCUAUUUGUAUGUUGCUAUUAAAAUGCUGGUUAUCGGGCAAUUA
Messenger RNA from Puntigrus tetrazona (Sumatra barb), 2123 nucleotides. RefSeq names its product complement factor I (gene cfi). Gene Ontology annotation, biological process: proteolysis. NCBI's taxonomy places the organism in Eukaryota, Metazoa, Chordata, Actinopteri, Cypriniformes, Cyprinidae. Gene Ontology annotation, cellular component: membrane. Gene Ontology annotation, molecular function: protein binding; serine-type endopeptidase activity. The record is from RefSeq and is a predicted model, not a curated record. The transcript has 12 exons. The coding region runs from base 107 to 2032 and encodes 641 amino acids.